GGGGGGGCCGCGGGGGGGGGGGGGGGGGAUGCAUCCAAAGUAGCAGAUGACGAUGAGGCUCGAAUUGCAGAAAGUGGUUUGAAGUGUGCGCUAUAGCUGAUCUGAAUUGUCAUCGGGCGCCGUGUUAGAAGCAAUAAAUGAGUGCAAACUUCAGCUCGCUGUGCUGCCAAAAUGACCCGUUUGGAGUGCGGGCUUCACGCUGGACGUGGAGCUUCUCCAGUCUACUUCUUCCUACUACUUGUGACCGUGCUGGACAACUGCAAGCCUGGGCUGGGAUUACCACGACAACCAGUGAGAUUGCUCCAGGAUCUUCCUCAGUAUGAAGUGGUUCACCCCACUAGAGUGAAUGUCAGAGGUCACUUCCUGUCCAACUUCCUGUCUCAUCGUGCUCGCCGCGUACAGCGUCGCCAUGCCUCAGAGGAGUCCGUGGACUCAGACAGAGUCUUCUACCAGUUGUGGCACAGAGGCCACCGUUUGCACUUUAACUUGACUCUCAACCAACACCUGCUGGCCCCAGGCUUUUUGACAGAGCGUCGCUAUGGUGGCCUUAAAGGGGGAAAGAUCCGCCCCCCUGGAUCUGCGCAGUGUCAUUUCCUGGGUGAAGUGUGGGACGGGCCUGCUGUCAAAGGGAGUGCAGCGAUAAGUACCUGCGAUGGACUGACAGGACUUUUCAAGUUGUCAAAUGAAGAGUUCUUCAUCCAACCCCUGGAAACACAUGAUGAGCCCUCAGCACCACAGGCCCAUGCCAUCUUCAAACGUCAUGCUUCCUUCCCAUCUUGGAGUCCAGUUCUACAGCCCAUCUCAGGGAAACAAGCAGUCAACGGUUCCUGUGGAGUCAAAAAUACCCAUCACAGUUUGGAAGAGAUUGAGAGAAAGCGGGAAUACUGGGAGCAGCACCAGAACAGGAGGAAGAGGAGGAUCCGUCAACGCUCCAUCAGCAAAGAGAAGUGGGUGGAAACACUGGUGGUGGCUGACCCUAAAAUGGUGGAAUACCAUGGCAGCAAAGGUGUUGAAAGCUACAUUCUUGCUGUUAUGAACAUUGUAGCAGGUCUUUUUCAAGAUCCAACUAUCGGAAACGCCAUCAACAUUGUUGUGGUUCGACUUAUUUUACUGGAGCAGGAUGAGGAAGACUUAAAGAUUACUCACCAUGCCGACAACAGUUUGAGUAGCUUUUGCAAGUGGCAGAAACGACUCAACAUGAAGCUAGAUGAUCAUCCCCUGCACCACGAUGUAGCUGUUCUUCUUACCAGGAAGGACAUAUGUGCAUCUAUCAAUAUGCCUUGUGAAACGCUGGGUUUGUCCCAUGUGGUAGGGAUGUGUCAAUCACAUCGCAGCUGCAGUAUUAGUGAAGACACUGGCUUCCCAUUGGCCUUCACUGUUGCGCAUGAGCUGGGGCACAAUUUUGGGAUUCAGCAUGAUGGCAAUGGUAACGACUGUGAACCCAUUGGGAAAAAACCUUUCAUCAUGUCUCCGCAGCUGCUCUAUGGCACCUUACUUCCCAGGUGGUCCCGAUGCAGUCGCCAGUAUAUAACGCGCUUCCUUGAUCGUGGCUGGGGUUGGUGCCUUGAUGACGCCCCUGCAAAGGAUACCAUUUCACAAGGCUUGCUGCUUCCUGGGGUUCUGUAUAAUGCUGCCCAUCAAUGCCGGUUGCAGUAUGGAUCUGGUUCCCUGCUGUGUGAUGACAUGGAUAAUGUGUGCAGCACACUGUGGUGUACUAUGGGAAAAACUUGCCACUCCAAGCUGGACGGAGCUGUGGAUGGUACCAGUUGUGGCCAAGAUAAGUGGUGCCUCAGUGGGCAGUGUGUCACAGCCGGACAUUACCCAGACAGUGUCAACGGUGGCUGGGGUACAUGGAGUCAGUGGUCGGCCUGUUCAAGGUCAUGUGGGGCAGGAGUUGAGAGUGCGCAGCGGGACUGUGAUGACCCAGUUCCCAGGAACAGAGGGAAGUACUGCCUGGGAGAAAGACAGCGGUAUCGCAUCUGUAACACAACACCGUGUCCAAACAACAUUCCCACAUUUAGAGAUAUUCAGUGCAGUCACUUCAACAGUGCACUCUAUAAGGGCAAAUUCUACAAGUGGGUUGCAGUGAUUAGCAGAGUCAGUCCUUGUGAACUCCACUGCCGUCCACUGAAUGAACAUUUCUCAGAAAAGAUGCGCGAUGCCGUCACUGAUGGUACUCCGUGUUUUGAAGGCAACAAAAGCCGAGACAUGUGCAUCAAUGGCAUCUGUAAGAAUGUUGGCUGCGACGAUGUGAUUGAGUCAAGUGCCAUGGAGGAUCGCUGCGGAGUGUGUCUUGGUAACGGCUCCACCUGUGCAACUGUGAGGAAAACAUUUGAGGAAAGUGAAGGACUUGGUUAUGUGGACAUUGGACUGAUCCCAGAGGGAUCAUGGGACAUCAGGAUUGAAGAGAUGGCUGAAGCUGGAAAUUUCCUCGCGCUCAGAGGUGACAGUCCCAAUAAGUAUUAUCUGAAUGGUGGCUGGACUAUACAAUGGAAUGGCGAGUACAAGGCAGCUGGGGCCGUAUUUACCUAUGAACGGACAGGCCAUCUGGAGAACCUGACUUCACCUGGGCCCACCAUGGAACCACUGUGGAUUCAGCUCCUCUUUCAAGAAACCAAUCCAGGAGUUCGCUAUGAAUACACAAUCAGUCAAAAUGUUUCUGAGGACAAUAACACCCCUGCUUCCGUUUUCUGGAAGUGUGGUUCAUGGACUGAAUGCAGUGCCACCUGUGGAGCAGGUGUUCAGAGGCAGAUUUUUCACUGUGUAGAAAGAACCAACGGGAUAGUGGAUGAGUCAUUUUGUGACCCUUUAACCCGACCUGAUGACAACCAAACCACCUGUAACAAUGAGCCUUGUCCAGCCAUAUGGUGGGUGGGUGAGUGGCAGAAAUGCUCAGCAAGCUGUGGCAGCACUGGCAUGGCUAAAAGGACCGUGCUGUGUGUACAAGCCAUCAGCGUGGAUGAUCAGAAAGCCCUACAGCCCAGUCAAUGUAAACACAUCCCAAAACCUGAGUCAGUAUUGUCCUGCAACACAGACAUCCCAUGUCCGGCAGAUUGGACCACUGACAGUUGGUCAAAGUGUUCAGUAACGUGUGGAAGAGGAGUACAUCGGCGUAACAUUACCUGCUCCAGAAACACCGGCGUGGACUGCGACCUGCAAAAGAAGCCCCUUACUAUUAGUGCUUGUUCAAUCCAGGACUGUCCACAAGUUGUGGACAAUUUUGGUGAUAUUGACUGGUCUGGAAGUGGAUGGGCAAGCAAAGAAGUGUUUAAUGAAAUUAACUCCAUACCUGUGGCCAAACCAGCUCCAAAAUACAGUACCACCAAAGUCCAAUCCAAAAAUAAUGAUCCAAAUGACUUGAAUAACAUUUUUGAAGACUUUCAUUAUCACAAUAAGAUAGAAAGUGAAGAACAUGCUCCUGAAGUGGAUGACUUUUACUAUGACUACAACUUCAUCAAUUUUCAUGAAGACUUAUCAAAUGAGAGUGGUGGAAUAGAUUCAGGGAACAGUCAGGAAAUUGAUUUUCUGCAAGAGGAAGAGCCAACGGGCAGUAUGAAGGACACCACUCAUUCUUCGAAACCUGCAGAACCACAGAGCAUUAUUAAAGACAAGCUGAAGGACAUAGGAAACCCUGAAAAAGGAGAACCUGCUCAAAAGCAUUCUGGAAAUGUUGAUGACUACCUUGCUGAGGAUUACCUUCUGCCUGUGUCCACCACUCGGUCACCAUCAGAGCAUUCAUCCCGAAAAGAAGGAAAUGAUGAUCUCCUGUGGUCUAAAAACAAUAACACAAGCUCCCCUAUGGAUGACACCACAGGGGAGCCUGCAAAGAGUAGCAAAGUGGGGCAAAAUAGAGAAGAGGCUGAAAAUAACCACAAUUCUGCAGGGGUGGAAAAUCAAACUAAGGAAUUCACUGUCACUCCAUCACAUGCUGUUCCAAAGCCCGGAAUUCAAGGUGAGAACAGUCACAUUGUCACACUGACAGUGAGUCUCCAAGAAGACGACUUACAAUUGCACCAAACUUCCAUCACGCCACAAUUCUCUACUUUUACCGCAGCGCCAGAAACUGUAGGAGAUCAAAUAAAGUCAGAAUUAUAUCUUACUCAAAAUACCAGUGGAUCAACAGUAUUUUCACCUGACCAUAAAUUGGAACAUCUCCAUACGACUCAUCUCAAUACAGACUUGGUUACCAUUAACGAUGAUUCCAGAGUGUCUGACAGUGGCCUCAGUACAACCUCAUUGCCUCCCUCUGAGAGUUGCACUCCUCGACUUUCCUCACAUCUGCUCAUGUCAGGUAAUCAAAAUGCCCCUGAUGACACCAUAUUGUCUGCUGGAACACAAUUCCAGCCACCUAAAAACCAGGACGGAUACACUCAGCCUCCCACACAUGAUUUCCAGCCAGUGACAACAGAACAGACUCUAACCACAGCUUCUACUGAAAGGACUGGAGCAGAUUUCUCUUUGCACCAAUCACCAUUUCCAUUUAAUGACUAUGACUAUGAUCAAAUACCCCCAAUCUUGAGAUCUGGUAUUGCGAGCCAUCCUGGCUCUUCAUACACGACCCAAUUGCUGAACACAGCAGUAACUCCUCAACAUAUGACCACAGAAAAAACAACGAUGAAGGUCUCACCAACCCAGCAUCCACAUCUUUGGCUGCUUCUUCAGACAACAGAACGGACGCCAGCCGCCACACAAGUCGCAGCCUUUUGGGUCACUGGCAACUGGAGCUCCUGCUCCACAAGCUGUGGUCUGGGUGCCAUCUGGAGGACUUUGGCCUGCAGUACUGGCUCCGAGUCAGAUUGCGACCCAGCCAAAAGGCCCACACCUGCCCAACGUUGUUACAUGCGCCCCUGCUCCAUGUGGAGGAUUGGGGAAUGGACAAAGUGCUCCAGGAAUUGUGGAGGUGGUAGAAAAUCCAGAGAAGUCCAGUGUUUCGACAUGCGGGAUCAAAGACCUCUACGACCUUUCCACUGUCGGGCAACGUCCUCCAGGCCACAAAGCCAAAUGUCCUGUAACCUUCAGCCAUGUCUGGACUGGUACACUUCUUCCUGGGGACAGUGUUCAGAGGUUUGUGGCGGUGGAGGACAGCAACGUCUUGUCUCCUGCCCAGAGGAGAAUUUUUGUGACACUGACCUUCAGCCCAGCAACACUCGGCCUUGUAAUACUCAACCUUGUGCUCAGUGGCUAAUUGGAUCUUGGGGUCAGUGUUCGGCUUCCUGUGGUGGUGGGGUGCAGCGGCGACUCGUGAAGUGUGUUAACAUGAAGUCUGAGACUCAAGAACAGGCGGAUCAAAGUCAGUGUGACCAUGAGGUGCAACCUGGGAGCGCACAGAAGUGUAACUUGGAUGAAUGUCAGAAGGACCUUUCUGGAGCAGUGUGUUUCCGUGAUCGUCUCGCAUCUCGCUUCUGUCAGACUCUGCGCUGGUUGGGCCGUUGCCAGUUGCCCAACGUGCGUGCACAUUGCUGCAAAACCUGCAACCAACCGACAAGCCGGGCCAGCAGUGCCAGUCACCACUGAACCAAGAGCAAGGCAACUCAUCAGUGGAUUAUGGAUUUCAUCACCUCAACAGACUGUUUGCUUUACUUCUCUGUUUCGUAGUGGAGGGAAUGUAAAUGAUUAUUUUCACUUAGUAGAUAAUAUAUUGCCCAGAAUGGCAAAACUCUCAGUGACAAAAGGUUACAGAAGCUGAUGCUCUCCCUUCAAUGUAGCCAGCUUAAAUACAGUAUACACACAACGAGACAACCUACAUGGAAACAUUUGUGGUUGGUAGCAGGUACAGUACAAAUAAAUGUAUAAAUUAAAUACAUAAGUACAGUAUGCAUUUACAAAAAGAGAUAAAACAAUGAGAGGUGCUUACAUUCCAUAUUUCUCAGUUUACCAACACAUAGUUACUGCACAAUGCCGUUAACAAAGGUGACUCACAGCAGAUGUGAAAUUCCAAAGUUGGAAAACAAUCGUACAGACAAUUGGGUGAUCGGAAUUGUCUCAACCAUAACCCGCAUGACAGCUCGCUCAACAUCAAACUUAAACCAGUCCAUAGUUGUCAAUCUCAUUACAAAUCUCAGUACAAGUGACAGUGCAAGGUGGUCAACGGCAUCUUCAAUAUCAUUUUGCAAAUUAGUGUGAUACAUUAUAUACUGUAGUGUGCACAUUUUGAAUAUUGCAAUUAAAAAACAUGGUUUAUGGUGCUCAAAAAAGUUCCACAAUUUUAAAAGAAGAAAGAAUUAUGUUCUCACUACAAUAAAUGGAGAAAAUGAGGCUGCAGGACAUUUGUGCUCGAGGCCACAUGGACUCCUAAAUUCAGCUGAGGUGUGGGCAGGCCGAAUGCCUUGAUUAAAUAUUUAAAUACCCUUCAUAACAUUCCUGACUUUUGAUAGUCAAGUAUGAAUAAAAUGCAGCUUUUUAUUACUUAGUUUGAUAUUUCAAGGCUAUAUUACCAUAUGCUUAAUGAAUUAUAUUUCAAUUUUUAUUGAGUCAUUUCUACAGUCAGUGGUAUAUGUAGAAUACAGUGUUCUUCCUUUUUUUUUUGAAAGCUUCUCCGAAACAAUAACAAUUGGCAACUGCAAAGCCUCAAACCUGGUGCUUCUCUAAAAACCUUUUGAUGCAGCAUAAUGGACCAGAAAUACACAGCAAUGUGUCCAAUGAUUAAAGUCUGCGAUAAAUCAAACUGUUUAUAUUGAAAAGAAAGAGACAAAUGGCUUUAUCGCCAACAAGGCACCAAUAAUUUGGUGCAAAGUAACCUCACUCUAAUAUUAGUUUUCUAAAUGUAUGUAUUUUAUAUCCUCACUCAUGGAGGUCAAUAGGUUUUUGACAGCAUUUUAUGCAUUUCUCAGGUAUCUAUUCAACAGCCAACACAGGUAUGAAAUAACAUACAAUAACAUCUCACACAGUCUGAGCAGUCUUAUUUUAUUUGAUGUUGUAAUUUAAUUGAAUGUUAUUCGUGCCAGCAGAACAACCAAAUGAAAUGGAACAAACUUUAAAGCUGUGGCACACUUUUUUUAAAGUGGAUUUUCUCAGCCCUGUGAUUGUGAUUUUAACUUGUUUACACUAUCUGCUGCAGUAAGCAUAACAUUUCUGUCAUUGCUUUGGCAAACCCUGAACACCUUAUAUUGUUAACGCUAGCUUCGGUGCUAAGGUUACUAACAGCUGUGUGUGUUUGUACGUGCUUUGCCACGUGCUAUAAUAAAGUUCCAUUUGAAGACACAUAAAUCAAUUGGCUUAAAGCUGCUGGUCAUCAAAUGCCUUUCUAAGUUUGUUUUACACAGAAGCUUAAACACAAAACAUUCUGCAGAAAAGAAAAUAUUUUUCCUCACUGCUUCUUAUUUUUGUGUGGUAUGCAUUUAUGGAUGUGAAAAUUAUACAUGAUUAAAUGUUUUCACCAUAUACAAUUUAAA
This is a messenger RNA of Phyllopteryx taeniolatus (common seadragon), 7391 nucleotides long. Its product is annotated as A disintegrin and metalloproteinase with thrombospondin motifs 7. Gene Ontology annotation, biological process: proteolysis; extracellular matrix organization. The transcript has 24 exons. The record is from RefSeq and is a predicted model, not a curated record. Lineage: Eukaryota; Metazoa; Chordata; Actinopteri; Syngnathiformes; Syngnathidae. The coding region runs from base 172 to 5514 and encodes 1780 amino acids. Gene Ontology annotation, molecular function: metalloendopeptidase activity. Gene Ontology annotation, cellular component: extracellular matrix.